CCGCACCGCGCGGCGCCGCGGGCAAAUCCUGCCCUCUGCUGCCCCCCGGCGGCGGCGGCCGGCGCAGCCGCGCGCUCCUGCUCCCACGAGUGGGCUCCAGCUCCCACGAGUGGGCUCCUGCUCCCACGAACGGCCAUUUGCCCUCCCCCUCUACCCCCGGGGAUGCUUGCCCGGUGCGGGGGGGGAAAGGGGAGCUCACCUCUCCUUGCAAAGUAGCAGUGCCUUCCUCCUCCUCCUCUUCCUCCUCCGGCAGCACCUGAUGCGCUGAGGCUUCUUGACACCCCCCCCCCCUCCCCGAACCCUGUCCCUCUCUCCUCCUCCUCCUCCUCCUCCUCCUCCCCAGCCCGUCCCACAGCCCCCCCCUUCCCCUCCGCUGCCGGAGCUCUCUCUUGCAACUGGGAGAAGCCGCCCGGAGCCGCCCAGCCCUCCCGGCCGGUGCCCAGCGCGGCCCCCGGCCUCCCCCGGAGCAUGCGAGGGCGGCGGGGGGGCUCCUCGCUGCCUGCCGCCCCGGCUGGGCAGGAGGCUCGGGUGAGCGGCGGCGAUCUGCCGCGCGGCCGGGGCCGGGAGGCCGGGAGGGAGCGCAGCCCCCGCCCGAUGUGAAACGGGGCGAGGGGAGAGGGGGCGGGUGGUGGGGAGCCGGGCACCCAGCCUCCCCCUCCCUCCUUCUCUCCUUGCCAGGGAGAGGAGGAGGAGGACGAGGUGCUGAGCGAGGCUCGGAGGGGGCUGCGGGGAUCAUGCCGGGGGGGCUGCGCCUCGGCAUCGCUUUCGCCGCGGACGCAUCGCCCUCCAUGGAGCCCGGACUUUUUCUACAAUGACUUUCCCCGAGCUGAGCAAUGCCAGCUUGAGUGGGAACCAGACAGGGCAGGGCAGCCAGAGCAGUGCCAACCAGUCCUGGGGGCUGCAAGCUGAGGACCUAUCCGAGGGCAAUGGGACCACGCUGACUUUCGCCUUGGAUGUGCAGGCAGUGGGCGUCGGGGUUUUCCUGGCUGCCUUCAUCCUCUCAGCCAUUGUGGGGAACAUCCUAGUCAUCCUCUCCGUAGCCUGCAACCGGCACUUGCAGACAGUCACCAACUACUUCAUCGUCAACCUGGCCAUUGCCGACCUGCUGCUCAGCACCACUGUGCUGCCCUUCUCAGCCACCCUGGAGGUGCUGGGCUUCUGGGUGUUUGGGCGCAUCUUCUGCAACAUCUGGGCAGCAGUGGACGUGCUGUGCUGCUCCGCCUCUAUCAUGAGCCUGUGCAUCAUCUCUGUGGACAGGUACAUUGGCGUCAAGUACUCUCUCAAGUACCCCACUAUCAUGACAGAGAGGAAGGCAGGGGUCAUCCUUGUGGUGGUCUGGCUGUCCUCCAUGGUCAUCUCCAUCGGGCCACUGCUGGGAUGGAAGGAGCCACCACCACCAGAUGAAAGCAUCUGUAGCAUCACAGAGGAGCCGGGUUAUGCCCUGUUCUCCUCCCUCUUCUCCUUCUACCUGCCCCUCAUGGUCAUCCUGGUGAUGUACUUCAGGAUCUACGUGGUGGCUAGGCGGACCACCCGGAGCUUGGAGGCAGGGGUCAAGAAAGAGAGGAAUAAAUCCAUGGAAGUGGUGCUGCGCAUCCACUGCCGGAGUGUGCUGGAGGAGCCUCUCUCCAGCGCCCGGAGCAAGGGGCACAACUUUAGGAGCUCCCUCUCCGUGCGGCUCCUCAAGUUCUCCCGCGAGAAAAAAGCAGCCAAGACUCUAGCCAUUGUCGUGGGCGUUUUCAUCCUCUGCUGGUUCCCCUUCUUCUUCGUCCUGCCUUUCGGUUCUUUCUUCCCAUCUCUGAAGCCCUCAGACAUGGUCUUCAAGGUCAUCUUCUGGCUGGGAUACUUCAACAGCUGCGUGAACCCAAUCAUCUACCCUUGCUCUAGCAAAGAGUUCAAGCGAGCUUUCAUCAGGCUACUCAAGUGCCAAUGCCGCCGGAGAAGGAGGCCCAUCUGGCGGGUCUAUGACCACCACUGGCGAGGGACCUCCAUGAACAGUUCCGGGCGAGACUCUGAGGCAGACCUGAGACCCAGAAUUAACACCCUGAACAGUUCAUUCAUAUUUAACUCUUCCUUGCAGGAAAGAGUCAGUAAGAGAAGAACACUCAGCUUCAAGGGCUGGAAAAUGCUCACACCGUUCCAAAAACCAGCAUCCACCCAGCUGAAGGAAAAAAUGAACAGCCUUUCUAACAAAAUCCGGGGUGGCUCCAGCAAAGGAGGGAUGACAGCCGCCUACAAAACAGAGGUGGAGUCUGUUUCCAUUGGGAUCCCUCAUGACUUCACAGAAACCAUCGACUAUCAAACCUAUGACUUAACAGACUGCUGUGGGCUGAGAGAAACAGAUAUUUAAAGUCCCUGGGAUGGCUGUUGAUGGUUUCUUUAGAGGUAUCUAGCAGAAACACAAAGGGAUGUCAUCUGUAGGUCUGUCAGGCAGACUGGAAGCAGCAAUCAGGUAUAAAACAUGGUCACUCAAAGGUUAUACAAGCAUCUCCCACAUGGAGGUUAGCCCCUUCUUUGGGAUUAUGCGUUCCUCAAAUAAGAACCAAUGGCAUAUCCCAUUUUAAUGAGCCAUGGCAGAAGGGGGAAGAUGUGGGGUUGAUAUGUGGGGCCUUAGGAAAAGAACUGUUUCCUCCAAUGGGAUGGUUAUCUGUCUUUGGAAGAAACUGUGCAAUUAAGGGAAAUCAGGAUAUCUCCUUUGCCUUAAAAACAACAUAAAAUACAAUAGAAAGAUAAUACCCCAGAAGAUGCCAACCUUGCCUUAGCACAUGUGACCACAUUUCUUUCCAGAGGUGGCAUCUAGAAAGGAGGCUGUCAAGUGGUAACUGGCAGCUGGCUCUUCAGUCCAUGGGUUGGGAGCUUGCAGACCGCAGGGCUGGACAAGACCUCUAGCCCAGGUCUUUGUUCUCCAGGGCAAGAACACUGCAGUGUUCCCAAGCAGGCUGGGGAGGACCAUGGCUCUCAGUUGUUGUGUCUACAAUGACCACAGCUUUGCCAGGUCCACGUAACAUGGCUUUAGGUCAGAGCAGCUGUCCCAAUUUAUACACUGAUGCCAAUGGAUAUGAGGGUCUCUCUUCUCUAGUUCUAACCUACUACGCUUUUCUCAUUUCACCUUUGAGUCCAAAAUGAGCUGGCAAUCUGCCUUGCUAUAGUGCCCUUCCCUCUGUAAUACAGAGAGAAAGCAAUUCCUUCUGAUGUCGGCCAUCCUAGGCUUUUUCUCUCCCCUUGUUACUCUGAAUUUCCAUCUCUCUCAAAGAAUAUUAAAUAAAGAUGCAUCCUAGGGGCUCAGCUCAGGUCCAAACUCAGCCUGCCCUAUGGCUCAGGAAAUGUGGGAUGGUUGAGUCUGAGUCCUAUUUUUACUGGUCAAAGCUGAAAUGGAGCUGAAGUGCAAUGAGAGCUCCCUCGUGUAAACACAUCUUGUUCCCAGUCAGGAUAAUAUCCAUGACUCUUCUCCCAGGUGACUUCACAUGUGCUUGACAUUGAAGCCUUUGGUGGUUAUCAGUAAUUGACCUUCUUUGUAUCUGCUAGUGUGGACAAAAAAUGAUGUCAAUAAGGGUUUCUUUUCUCCACUUACAGUCCUGGAGUGUGAGCUCCCCACAGGAAGGCACCAUGACUUCCUCGCUGGGAUAAUAAAGUGACAGAGCUGUGACAACACAGCCUACCCCAACCAGGCUCACUGCACCUUGUGCUUUGCUGCUCAGAAAUCUAGUUGCUCGCACUCUGCUCAGCCAUGCAUUUCAGGCACUGAUUUUAUCACAUUCCAGACAGACAAUGAGCCCAGGAGUUUUCAUAACAUAUGAACAUUAGAUUUAGCAGUGGGCCCAAGCCCGAGACACUCAGAUGCUGGAGAGGAAGUCUGAAUCGGAGGCAAAGCAUUUCAAGCCCAGUCUACAAGGUAAAUAAAGAACAGGAACAUGAAGUCCAGGGAUGGAGGUAUGAUACUGAAUGCAUACUGGGUGGAAACUCACCCACAUCAGCGCUGUCCUCCAAACCCAUUAGGGGUCUUUCAUGAAUGGAGCCUAUCUAACUAAUCAUCCUAAGGGUGACUACCAAAAGAGAUGAAAGGCUUUUACUUUUCAAGGGAACAAGAGUGACAUAUUGCAUACUGAGAUAUGGUAUCCUGAGUGUUCCCCAUCUGCACACCCAUAACACCCUUCUGCCCUUCACUCAAUGCAGUGGACUCUAUACUGGACAAAUUACUGCACAAACAUUUGCAGAUUUUGUCCAAGUAUUUUCCCCCCAGAAACUAACCCCAUCAAGAAGCCUGAGCAGCACCACACUUGUGCUGAAUCCAAACUCAUUACUGCUUGCACAUGUUUGCAAAACUAGUCAGAGAUUUCCAGCUUGCAAGGUUCAAACCUACCAAAACAAGUGCCCAAGACCCCUGUGGGGAAAAGUAUUUUUCUUUUGCUGUUUCUUUGGCCUUCAUGGGAAGUGAGACCCUGUGUGAUGAUGGGAUAACACAGAACGUCAUUUUGCAGUGUAAGGAUUGCUCUUUCCACUGGUUCCUGGAAAAUUUUGGAUUUAGGUGCCCAUCUUGAGGGGAGAGCACACCCACCAUUCCCACUGCUGGCAAUGGAGAUUCAGUGGGGAAGUCAUCAGGAGCACUAGGAGAGGGUAGUUGCUGAAGAGUUUUCCUGGCCAGAGUGGAGGUGCCUGGAAGGACACUCGUGAGGCAUAAUAAGGGUUGCUCCUCUUUCAUCUCACCUUCCUCUCUGGAUGCAUGUGCACACAUAGUACCAUCAGAGGGAGUAAAUACACCCGAUCGGCAUUUUUUGGCCCCUUCUGGUGACAACAUUUUGCAGGUCUGACACAUGCAAGUGUAAUGUAAGCAAUUUCAAGGCACAGUUUAGGAUGAGCUGAUGCAAACAUAAUCAGGUCCUGAGAUUAUUCAAAAUGUUAACUGCACAAACAGAGGUGAAAGUCGGGUCAAUGGGAAGGUGGACAUCUGCUGUUAAAUGCUCUCUGAUGCUCUGGAUUGUUUUUAUCUGAUGUCUCUCAGCCUCAGUGGGAAUCCAGCCAGACAUCCAUAGUAUGUGGCAACAUAUGUUCAUCCAUGACCAUGUAGAUACAAGUACACAUUUUACUACACCUGUGUAUAUAGUCAUCUCCAAAAUGGCAGACCUUCUCCUAUGAAGUGGAGGUUUGCGGGGGUUUUUUGCAUCUGCCGGCAAGCAGUUUAUUCCCAAGGAGGAGCUAAAAAUAUUGCUUACACUUCACCCUGAUCUUUCAAAUUUACUUCUUUCAUCUUUCCAAUUUCAAAACAUUUACAGCCUCCAGUCACUUGAAAGCGUCAGGUAGAGAAAGGAGGAAAGAUCUGGGGUUUUACUGCCUCUCCAACCCAAUUCUUUGUAGAGUUACAGGAGAGAAAAAGAGGGUAAAGUUUAAGCACAUGGAUGUGCCUGCACUUAAUAGAGUCCCAAAGGUUGCGCUAGUACAUAUUAUGGGAAAGUCCUGAACUCUGCUGUGCUGCAUUCAAGCAAAACACCUGCUUCCCAUUUAAACCCAGGCCCUCCCUUUCCCCUUGGCAGUGUGGUUUAGCAAAACGCACCAGCAGGGGCAAUGCCUGGAUGGGGCUCUGAAGCUGGAUGUGUAGAGCUUCGAGUAGAUCGGGGCUGUCUUUGCUGGCCGGGGAGGAAAUAUGGCCUAGGUGUCUAGACCUGUGCAUUUUACUCUAAAUCCCUUAACCUCAGAGCUCUCCCAGCUUUGGGAAAACAGGCUCACACCUUCAGGUGAUAAAUUUGCUCCAAUUCCAUUGGGUUCUCUGGGCUCACAACAGUGUGACCAGCCAAGGUUAUGGCCCCAUUUCUCCAAAUUUGCCAAGCAGACCAUUGCCCAGAGCACCUGUACCUGGGUUACCCAGCAGCUCUCGUCUCAUCAUGCUGGCUUGUGUGUCACUAUUGCAUCACCAGACCUUGCUGCUUCAGCAAACCUAGUGUUAAGGGUGGUGAACAGUGGCUUUUAUUUCAGUAGACCCUCAUAAGUCCUGUUCAAGGAGGAAGGAAGACCUCUGUCAGCCUGAGCUGAACUGCAGUUGGGUUGCAUUACUAUUGUUUACAGUGUGUAUAUAAGUGUACAUUUUCUUUAGCAGACAUUGGAAUUUUUUAUGUAUAGAUUUUUAUUUUUCAUCCUCAGAUGUAUUUAUUAGCCAGAGUUUUUCUGUUUUGUGAUUCAAGUUAUGUUGCAUUGAUGUAAGCUCUAUGAAACAGAAUGCACAUAUUUUUGUUUGUUUGUUUGUACCAAAUACAUGCACAAACCUGUCUAAAA
Molecule: messenger RNA, 6261 nt
Organism: Rhea pennata
Lineage: Eukaryota; Metazoa; Chordata; Aves; Rheiformes; Rheidae
Gene: ADRA1D
Product: adrenoceptor alpha 1D
Exons: 2
Coding region: 812-2347 (511 amino acids)
Biological process (GO): positive regulation of cytosolic calcium ion concentration; adenylate cyclase-activating adrenergic receptor signaling pathway; phospholipase C-activating G protein-coupled receptor signaling pathway
Cellular component (GO): plasma membrane
Molecular function (GO): alpha1-adrenergic receptor activity
Source: RefSeq, a predicted model, not a curated record